UUGGCUGGAGCCAGUUGAGUGUACUUGCUGCUCAUCCUCUCUGAAUCAGAUUCAGAACAACAGGGAGACACAAAGAUGGAGAUAACUCACGCCGUCCACGGUUUAGUCAGGUGUGUGCUGUUUGUGCUGCUGUGGUUCCAGUGUGAGGCCAGAGACUCAGAGCUGAGCGGAGUCACCUGCGGCUCUCUGGUCAAACUGCUCAACACCAGACACAACGUCCGCCUGCACUCCCACGAUGUCAAAUACGGCUCAGGCAGUGGACAGCAGUCUGUCACCGGAGUGGAGAACGCGGACGACGCCAACAGUUACUGGCAGAUACGAGGAAAGCCCAACCGUCCAUGUCAGCGUGGCUCUGCCGUCAAGUGUGGUCAGGCUAUCCGCAUCACACACAUGAAGACCGGCCGAAACCUUCACACACACCACUUCAGCUCACCCCUGUCUAACAACCAGGAGGUCAGCGCGUUCGGAGAGCACGGCGAGGGCGAUGACCUGGAUGUGUGGACGGUGCAGUGCGACGGCGACCAUUGGGAGCGCGACGACACCGUUCGCUUUAAACACGUGGGCACCGACGUCUUCCUCAGUGUAACGGGGGAGCAGUACGGCCACCCAAUCCGCGGCCAGCGUGAGGUGCAUGGCAUGGCCUCGGCCAACCAGCACAACUGGUGGCGCGUCAUGGAAGGCGUCUUCAUCCAACCCAGCCAGGAGCCGCUGCGCCACGAUGAGCUCUGACAUCGCCAGGAGACGCAAAGCAUGGACAUGUGUGCACAGACUCUGGCCUCCUGUGGUGGUUUUAUAGCUCGCCUGGACAAAACGAUGUCAUGUGUGAAUGAUGCAGAAUAUUCAAUUGGUCACUCUCCCCCGUGAAGCACUCUGAGCCCUCUGAGAGAUAGCUGACAAAGUUUAGACCAUUAGUGAUACUGUAUGUAGGUUGGUAAAAGGGACAAUUUCAAAGGGAGAAUCAUUUUUGUAAAAAAAAAAAAAAAAAUCACGGUUUGAUGACCCAACUUUAGUCAAGCACCUACUAUGUGGCCCCUGACUCCCGGUGGGUCCUGAAAAGUCCCAAAUUCUCUGCGUAUGUUGAAAUAUAUCCAUCUACAGUAUCAUUUGAAAUGAGUCUAAUAAAACCUUUAUUUCAGUUGAUAUUUCUUCUUCAUGAUGCGUUUUCCUCUAUAAACUUAAACAUGACCACAAAGUAACAAGCCAAAAUGAUUAGUUCAGUCAUUUUAGUAAGUGGGCAGAAGAUUUUAUGAAUUGUUCUAGUAAAUUAUCAAGCAAAAAUGUGAGGAUUUUCUCUAUUUUAUACCUUUGUGAACUGAAUGUCUUUGGGUUUUGGAAUGUUGGUCAGACAAAAAACCUUCUUAAAGAGGUCAUUCCGUGUUUUUGUUUUUUUAUUAUUUUCAUUUUUCAAGCAUUUCCUGAUGUUUAUAGACUGAAAAAUUGAGUUUCCUGACUUAAUCUCUAGUUUAGGUCACAGCACUACAUUUCCCAUUAUGCAGCAUGACAACAUCCCUUCAUGAGAAACUCCCUGGCUGGUAAACAACCACAUAAUUAAAACUCUAGUAACAUAAGUUUAAUGUUAUUACUUUGUUAUCCAAGCCCAAGCUGACAAUAACCCUGCUGACAUCACUAUGACAUCAUAAGUUAUCUAUUUAUAGCUGUAUUGACAAACCUCCUACAGAGCAACAGAGGACAUUACACAAAAGGUUGUACAGGUUUAGAAGUACUUCACUUGACUCACGGUUUAUGUGAAACACGACAAUAUUUCACAAAAGGGUUGGACAACUAGUUGUUUGUGAUUGGACAGAACCGGCAUGUCUGCGUUUAGUAACAGGUGACAUUUAGUCUCUGUCCAUAACUUCCUGCGACCCUGUGUCUUCAUAUGGGAACAUAACAUUUUGGGUUUUCUGGACCUUACAUUUCAUUCUGCUUAACUUUGACCUGUUGAUCACGUUUGUACAGGCUUUUUUGUGCCACCUAGUGGUAGCAAGAGAACAAUACAGUGUAAAAAUCUCAUGGCAGCAUCUUGGUCAAGUCAAUCAACAGCUGAGCUCCUGACAAAAGUGGACCAGGUACAGAAUCUUAUCAAAUGUUAUGGUUGAAACUUGUUUAUUUAUGCUUAAUAAUGUUUGUAGUUUGCUGACUCAUUUUAGCAUAAAGGUGUGAGGGCAUUGGGACUUUUUUAUUGUUGGUGGAAAUGUAAGGAAAUAGUUUUAUACACUGGUGAAUUAAUUGUGUCAUACAGUAAAAUAAACUCAUUGUCCCCAUA
Molecule: messenger RNA, 2266 nt
Organism: Scomber japonicus (chub mackerel)
Lineage: Eukaryota; Metazoa; Chordata; Actinopteri; Scombriformes; Scombridae
Gene: sdf2l1
Product: stromal cell-derived factor 2-like 1
Exons: 3
Coding region: 76-729 (217 amino acids)
Source: RefSeq, a predicted model, not a curated record